Fopius arisanus is the source of this 8251-nucleotide messenger RNA. It is a transcript of the gene Syt7, whose product is annotated as Synaptotagmin 7. Lineage: Eukaryota; Metazoa; Arthropoda; Insecta; Hymenoptera; Braconidae. Gene Ontology annotation, biological process: calcium-ion regulated exocytosis; cellular response to calcium ion; regulation of dopamine secretion. Gene Ontology annotation, cellular component: exocytic vesicle; plasma membrane. The record is from RefSeq and is a predicted model, not a curated record. Bases 1386 to 2525 code for a protein of 379 amino acids. Gene Ontology annotation, molecular function: SNARE binding; calcium-dependent phospholipid binding; clathrin binding. The transcript has 9 exons.
GUCCGCAUUUGGGGGCUCGACAAGUUCCCGUCGAUGACAAACAACUGUCAUUUCUCCAUCAUCUUCAUCAACAACAAUAAACCAGACUCUGCCAAAAUCAAAAACACCCACUGUCACUAUUACGUAAUCGUCGAGUGUGCAACAUGGAUGAAAAUCGUUUCGAGGGAUGAACUCAAAAAAUCGGGAAAACGACGGCGAAAAAAACGCAGGAGAAAGUGCUUUGUUUUUUACUCGUGAGGUUAAACAAUUAUAAUUAUUUUUUAGUUUAUAAAUAAACAAAGUGUCUUAAAUGCUGGAUAGAGAGCUAGAGGUGAUAUCCAAGUGGAAAAAUUUGUUGAUCUUUGUUUACUCGAUAAUUUAUCGAUAAUUGUCGAUCGUUGUUGUGUUUUGUCGGUUAAUGUCGACGCAAUUCAGUUUCCAAAGGCCUAAAGCAGAAAAAAGUACGUGAAAACUAGGAUGAAAAGUUGAUGUGAAUCAAGAAAACUCAAAUACCUCAGAAUGUAGAUGAACUUUAGAGUUGUUAAGUGACAAAUUACAAGUGUUGUUAUUGUGAAAAAGUUUAGAGGAGUGAUUACACAUUUUGACGUUGUUGUAUUCUUCAAAGUGAUUCAUACUCUUCUGUGUUUUGAGUGAUGAAGACGUGUAAUUAGGAAGUGUGGAAACAUCAGGUUUCAAGGAAAUUUGGUCAGGCAUCAACUCGAGACAUUUUCGUUGACUCUUCAUCGGGAUAAGUUUAUCCCCAUAUCUUCCCCCCAGUGAAUUUGUGUAAAUUUGACAGACAAACGAAUCGAUUAAGGUCAAUUGGACAGAUUUGAAAGCCAUCGAUUAAGUCAAGAGGAUUUUCUUGACGGCCGAGGCAUCUACUUGGCGUCUGUUUCUUGGGUUCUGCCAUAUGAAGUUUUUUUCCCCCUCCUUCCAAGGUAAAGACCGGAAGAUUGAGCAUGAGAAAAAGUAGAAUAGCUGUCAGAGAAUCGGAUAGAGGGAAUGAUAAAGAGACAUGAUUAUUAGUCUCGCAAGGUCUUCAAUGAAGAGAGUGUAAAUGGGGCAGUGGUGUCCGGUGGGAAUGGAGUGAAGAAAAUAGUUGCUGAUAAAAUCCCCAAUGUGCGCUUCAGGCACUCGAAAAGUCCCUGAGAAUGUCCUGACCACGCAACACCUCUCUGCCCUCCUGGACAUAUUCGUGUAGAAUUUAUGAGACCUGGGGAUGUAUGACAAUUGUGAAAUUGCCAUUUGUGGUAUGAUAUGAUGUCAGGAUAACUUUGAAACACACGUGCUUGGAUUUGUAAUCGAGAGGAAGUGGAAACUCGGCAACGGUUUAACAAAUAAUCACGUGACUUGGCUUUUGUGCACCAGUUGAAAAGGAAAAAAAGAGAGAAAAUAAGUUCGCAAUGGAAAUCGCUGCAUCGGCAUUGGAUGGACUCAAGAACAAUCGGAUCGGGAAACUGGCACUCUCGCGAUUUCUCUCCCAGAGUCUGGCGCAGUUAGAAACGACUGGAAAUGCUGGCAGCAAAUCACCGGCCGGAGGUAGUGGCGGUACUGGGGGUGCCGGUGGUGGAAGUGGAGUCGGUGGAGGCGGCGAACCGCGCACUCCAACUGCUGGACCACAAAAUAAGCAGCUGGCAAACGUUAAAGGAGACCAUCCCUCGAAAGCAUUCUUGCAGAGUAGAUCGAUUUCACUGGUGGAUAUGUACAUCGACAAUACCGAGCCCAGCGAAAACGUGGGACAAAUACACUUUAGUCUUGAAUAUGACUAUCAAAAUACGACACUUAUCCUGCGCAUAAUACAGGGUAAAGAUCUACCAGCGAAGGACCUUUCAGGCACAUCCGAUCCGUACGUGAGGGUCACACUACUGCCCGAUAAGAAACACCGGCUUGAGACUAAAAUCAAAAGGAGAACUCUGAAUCCAAGAUGGAAUGAGACCCUUUAUUUCGAAGGAUUUCCGAUACAAAAAUUGCAGAGCCGAGUGCUGCAUCUCCAUGUAUUCGACUACGAUCGAUUCUCGAGGGACGACUCAAUCGGUGAAAUGUUUCUACCCCUUUGCCAGGUCGACCUCUCCGAGAAACCAUCAUUCUGGAAGGCCCUCAAACCACCAGCGAAAGAUAAAUGUGGUGAGCUUCUGUGCUCACUCUGCUAUCAUCCGAGCAAUUCAGUUCUCACACUGACCCUGCUAAAAGCAAGAAAUCUCAAGGCUAAAGACAUAAACGGAAAAUCAGAUCCUUAUGUUAAGGUGUGGCUGCAAUUUGCUGACAAGAGAAUCGAGAAACGAAAGACCCCGAUAUUCAAGUGCACCCUGAAUCCAGUAUUCAACGAAGCAUUUUCCUUCAAUGUACCAUGGGAGAAGAUAAGGGAAUGCUCGCUUGAUGUCAUGGUCAUGGACUUCGAUAAUAUUGGACGUAACGAGCUCAUUGGUCGUAUACAGUUAGCAGGUAAAAAUGGAACUGGUGCCAGUGAGACGAAACACUGGCAAGACAUGAUCACAAAGCCAAGACAAACAAUUGUACAGUGGCAUCGCCUCAAGCCAGAGUAGGAAAGGCGAGGGAUCACGGGCAAACGUUUCUCAAAUGUAACAACAACAACAUACAACUUUCCAGCAGUAUCAGCGGCGUCUGUGGUUCGUGUCGUUCGUAGUGGCAUUGGUCAUUGUUCACCAGUCACACGUAAACGCAAGUGGAAGGAUGAUGAUGAAGCAAUGAAACCAGAUAGAACCCUUGAAAAAUUGCCAGCCAUCAAGGCCGAAGGUAACUUGGUGGUAAGGCUCAUCAAGAAGAUAAAAAGGCGAAAGCGAGAGAUGAGGGAGCUGAAGAAGAGCGAAGAAAAUCCAUAAAAACAUCUCCUCCACCUGAAAAUUUUUUAAUGAGAUAAAAUGUCUUUUUUUUUCACCCCACCCACCCUCGAGCGACGCCAAUGGCCGUUCGGUGUUUGUAAAUAGGUGCACACGAAUGAAAAAUAAGGGAUGAAGAAUGAGAAGUUGGAGAGGAAAAAAAACAUUUCGAGCGUGGAGAUUUUACAUGAAGGAUUACAUGAAGAAAAAAAUUCAAUUACACGUUGGUUAUCCGACAGAGCACCCCGAGGGUUCACGGGAAUGGAAAUUAUCCGCGAUAUGUCUCUCGUGGUUAUUCGUGAACCUUUAUAACUUCGACGUGAAUUUUAGACGCCCCAGAAUUGGCUGGAGUUGAAAGAGAGAUGAGAAAAAAAUCCUAGCCCGCAGAUCCUACAUCGAGAUAAGAAGAUUUUUCUAAUCGUAAGAUUUUUUCCCUUUAAAUGAGAAUUUUGUCGUUUUAAAACGAGACGUAGUGUCGUAAAAUGUUGAUUUGUGCUGCGAAUGUAAAAAGAGUUGAGAAUUUUUACGAUUUUAAAGAAGAGUACUGUGAAAAUUCAAUGUGGAGUGUAGCUGGUAGAGUUUAUUGAAAUUCCAAGGAUUAAUUUCGGCAGUUUCGAUUUUUUCCAUGUUAUCUAUCGCUUGAUUCUUCCUUUUGCCAUAACGAAUGAGCCUGACGGUGGAUUGACAGUACAAUGAGCUGAGGAGGAUCGUAAAAAUGGAAAGGAGUCUUGCUCCCAGUGAAUACCGACAUUCAACUGUCAUCGCAGCUUACAUUAGACUUAUUUUUCCCUUUCAAUGUUGAAUUUCUCUCUCGUGGGGAUGAGAAACACGAAGGAUCUUUUCUAAGUUUAAAAGUGUCAAUUUAAAAACUUGACUCAACUCGAUCGUUUUUAUCGUAUUUCCACUGCAAGUUCUUCGAGCCAAUGACUAUCUCGACUAAAAUUGCAAAAUAAUCUGUCGAAAAAGAUCUGUAAGCAUCCAACUCCUCGCCUCUAAUAACUCUCCAGCGUGACCCGGCGUUGGUCGCAGCUCGAUUCCUCGUGUAAUCAAAGAAAUAAUAUCUCUUUAAAUCUCCAAUUGCAGCUGUGCACUCGAUUAUUUAAUUAUCAAUCUAUCAAUGCUAAAAGCAAUCAGUAAUGAACGACAUUCAAACUACGUGCAAUUAUCCUGAGUUUACUGGUUCGCUGGUGUGUCAAGUCGAAACAACAAGCAAAAUUCGCUAGUAAGUGAAUCUUUUUCAUUAUUAAUAUAGCAAACGACAAGAGAAAGAAUAUUUUUGACGGACAUUUUGUAUUGAAACAAAGAAAAAUAUAUAGAAAUGAAAAAAAAGAGCAUGUGAGACACGUUUUGGGGAAGAAGAAUUUCAUAUUAAAUUGUGAUCCGUGUAUUUAACCCAUGCACAAGUAAAGAAAAAAACAAUUGGAGAAAAACAAAUGGAGUAGAAUUAAUUAUAUUAUACUCAGUAGUCUGCUGUUGUUAACAGUAAAACGUUAUAACGUUUUACCCCCUGACUAUUUAAAAAGUAAAAAUCAGUACCCGAAAUUUGUGUCAACAUGGAUUUAAUGGUUUAAAACGGUACAAAGGCCACUGUGAAAAAUCCCAGCUUAAUCCAGUCAAACAAAUCAACAAGUUAUUCAUUUGCGCCAGGGUAGCGGAAACAUGUUAAAUUUUAAUUGAUCGUUGGCCGAUUUCGUAAGCUGGCGAGAUAUUACGAAAUUGCGAUUGCAAUCAUGAUGAUAAAAUACGCAGGAAAAUAAAUUAAACUCUUUUGCCAAAGAGUAAUCGAUUUCAGUUCAGCUCAACGAUGAAACAAAAUUAAAAAAACAAUUGAAAAUGAAAAGAGAUGAACAGCGGAAACUAAAAACAAUGGGGGAAAAGCAUUGUCUCCAUUCAUGGCAAUCCAACACGAAAAACUAAAUGAAUGUUGUGAAAUUAAAUUUCGAUGAGUUAUUAGGUUUUAACUGCAGCAGAAUCACCCACUGUCUACUGUAUCGCUGAAUUACGUAUAAACUAACGUGCAAAACAUAGCGUAGAAAAAGUCUAGUGCGUAAACUAUAUGAAAGAAGAGAUGAAAGAAAAAUUGAAAAGAAUGAGACAUGAAGAAUAAUCUUUAAUAUUAAAUUAUUGAAUCUAAGAUAAAUGGUUAUCCAUUAUUAUAUAUAUUGUAAUGAUUAUUGCGUAGCACAAGAUGAAACUGAAAAUUAGAUACUAUUUGUAUGUUGUAGCCUGUACAUACACCAUUAUCCAGUUGUGCUGGUCCAGAGCCUUCGUUCAAACGUUGAUGCAUCUGCACCUUCAUUGGCACUUUAUUCGGGGAAUAAUUAUUGAAGAUAUUGCAAGCAUUGAAAAAUUCAAAUUGAUUUUUUGCCCAUUAUUUUAGAUGUUAUUCGACGUUUACGGAGGGAUCAAAGACUGGACCACGUGGAUACCGCUUGAGAUUAGAUUACAGUGAAGGAACAAAGAGGGGACAUGAGAAUAUCUAGAAUUCGUUUUAGGAUUAAACUUUAUAUCGUGAUUGUAUAUCAAGGUGUGGCUAACAGUCGGGUGAAAUUUUAAAAAAUGCGAUUAGUGAAGAAAUAGUGAGGCAAGUGGUUUAACUAUGUUCGAUGUUACAAAACAAAUGAGAAAAUAAUAAAUAAUGAAAACAAUUAAAGUUUAAAUAAUGACAAAAAAAUGUUGUUGCGCUCUUUGCAUUGCGCAGUUUAAAAAUACGCUCAUUUGAAGGGAGUUGAGAUUAUUUGAUUGAAUUGAAAUUGACUAUCUGACCGAUGUGGUACCUGAGUCAUAAGGAAAAAUAUCAUGUUACCUAUAUUUAGCGAAUUAACAGAUUAAUUACACUAUGAUCUGAUUGAUUGAGAAAAUGAGGGGAACGUGUCUUUGGGAAUAGAGCUCGUUGUCUUUGCCUUUCGUGAAAGUCUGAAGUCGCUCGAACUUCAAUAAAAUGAUAAUUCAAACUGGAAAAUAGUUGAAGGGUUGAUUAAAGAAGUAUGAGUACUUUCUGCAUCUUAGCGACAGUAAUGAAUCCAUGGGAGAUUUGAAAAUGUCGUAUUUUUUACUGUGAACUUUCUUUCCUCCGCGUGCAACGUUGCAAAGCUAAAAUGCUGUGAUUUUUCAAUUGAACAAAAAUAGAAAAAAUCAUCCUUCCUUUACAAUUGAAGCCCGGCAAUAAUCAGAAUGAGAAAUAAAAAAUUGAAUUCAAAUUUACGUUAUUUUUUCUGCGCAAUGAGUAAUUAAUGAAAAUAUUUAACAAAAAAAAACAAAAAAAAUUAAGAAACUGAUGAUAAAUUUAAAAAGUGAAAGGUGAUAAAACCUAGCGCGUAUCAGUUUUCAGUGAACUUGUGUACAAGUUGAUUAAUUUAUGAAACAGUCAUAAAGAUAAUGAAUAAAGUACACGCAAAGUUGUGGAUGCAGUAAGGACUUUUAGUAAUGUCAAUGUCACGCCUUGAUUGUAUCCACAACAGCCGAAGAAGGAAGAAGAAAAAAAAUUUGCAAAAAUAAAAAAAACAUAAUCGAAAUAGGAUUAUGUAUUUCGCCUGAAUAAUUAAGUCCUCCUUUACGCUCUGAAAAGGACUGCAACUUAGGAUCCGCAAACUAUUUUUAUAUCGCUGAAUUUUCUCCUACAACACUCCUGAUGGUGACGGAAAUAAUCAACAAAACUGGAACAUAACAAGUUGGAAAAGCAAAAAAAGAAAAAAAAAAGACAGAGAAACAAAAUUUUUCAUGCAGCAUGCUCUAUUCUUCUACGAACAUUUGAAAUGGUAUUGAGUGGCCUUUCAGCUCUGUUAAGCAACUUUAUUUGUCUCAGCAUCUUUGCAAAUAAAAAGAAGCCAAUGUAUAUUAUUCUUUUCAGAGCCUAAAGUACCAAAAAUUGUCAUACAGUGCCAGGUUAAAUCCGUGCGACGACACAUAGUCUGAUAUCGUUGUCUAGUUCAAGAGAAGAUAAAUAAAACGAGAUGAUAACAAUUAUUAAAAUAUAUAUAUACAGUGUAAAGUGUAAGCUGAAUUGGUUAGUUUUUGUUAGAUGAUGAGGUAAUUAGUGGAUUAUUUGUUUUUUCAUGAAUUCUUUUCUAGACGAGGGCUCAAGUAGCUGAAAGACCUAGAUACUUAUUGUACGAAAUAACGAGCUAACAUACCAGCGAGUGUCUACCCUUCAUAAAUGCAUAUCUCUCUCACCUGUGAAACCGAUUCGCCAAAAUUGCACUCGAAAUAACAUGAGUAGUCAAUUUUUUAAUAAUUCAAAGUCUACAAUCAAUCACCAGACAACAAGAUUCCGUUGAUUACCCCAUGAUCCUCAAAUUCCAAUAGAAAUAGUUCAAUCUUUCCAUUUCGAGUGCAAAUUACAAAUAAAAAAGCAAUAGUUAUUAAUUAUCCCUGAGUGAAGUGCAGUGUCUAUAUCACUUAUUAGGAUAGUGUUACAUCGUGCAGCCUAUGUCUAAAAAGCGCAAAUUCAAACAUCUCCGAUGGGACAUGGAAUGUAACGAGACAAUUUGUCGUGUCCUCAUGAAUUUUUACCUCAAUCCAAUUAUUUUUUUAUUUGUUAUAAAUUAUUGGAAAUAUGUAGAUAAGUCCGAUGGUAUCGUAUAUGUAAUUGAGGAUAAAGUUGCUAAGUCAAUAUAUAUUUCGUUAUCAGAGUGAAAGACUAUCUUUAUUUCUGUUGUAUUUGCAUGUUUAUUUAUAUCAGAGGAACUUUAUCGAGGCUUUGUGCACCAACGGCCCUCAUUAAUUCGGGGGAAUAAAAAUACGUAGAGAAUUCGAUGGAAAAUGCGCAUUUUUAUCAUUCGCAUAAGUCAACUUCUUCCAGUAUUUAUCCGUUACUAAACAAAUUGAGAUGUGUUUAUUUUCCCCAUGAGGCUGCUAACGAAGAAUGUAAAUUAGGAAAAUUACUCCGGAGCCUUAAGUCACGGCACAAAGUAAUUAAUUACUCCUUGUUAAAAACAAUUGACACCAUUCGCAACUGAUAAGAACAACUCAACAACUCAAAUCCCCCUCUAUAAAUAAACUUAUCAAUUAUCUGAAUGUACAAUUACCCGCAUCAUCAUUUACGUUGACUCAUAAAAAUGCAAAUAUCCCAUUCAUCCUAGUGACAAUUGUACUUACAUUUAAUAACUGUUAAUCGCGAGUUGUGAUUUAUAUGAGCAGACCCAAGUAAAUGUGAAAACAAAUUCAUUGGCUAAACUAGCGUUGAGUGAGAUGAUGAACACCUUGAGCUAAUGACAAACUUUCAGGGUUUAAGUCCUCCAAAUGCAACUUCCCAUCCCAAUGAAGAAAGAAAAUAAGAAUCAAUAUGUGUUUAAUUAAAAAAUCCUCGAAAUGUUGCAUUUGAAUACCAUUUUAUCAUAAAAGCCCAUGUUCUGUAAAUGUAUAGUGAUAAACGAUGAAAAAAAAACAACAAUUAAGAAUCGAAGCAAAAUAAAAUUAUUGUAUGAAUCGUU